CAUCUUCACCUUUGCUUAUACACAUUUUUAUUCUCUCAUAUACGAACUCAGCCAAUUUCAGAACUCUUAUUUUCCAAUAUGGCUCAUCUUUCAGAUCUCGUUAAUCUCAAUCUCUCUGACUCCACUCAGAAAAUUAUUGCUGAAUACAUAUGGAUUGGUGGAUCAGGAAUGGACGUCAGGAGCAAAGCCAGAACACUUUCUGGACCUGUUGAUGAUCCUUCAAAGCUUCCCAAAUGGAAUUAUGAUGGUUCUAGCACAGGACAAGCUCCUGGAGAAGACAGUGAAGUGAUCCUAUAUCCUCAAGCAAUUUUCAAGGAUCCAUUCAGAAGGGGCAACAAUAUCUUGGUCAUUUGUGAUUGUUACACCCCAGCUGGUGAACCCAUUCCAACAAACAAAAGGCACAGUGCUGCCAAGAUUUUCAGCCACCCUGAUGUUGUUGUUGAGGAACCCUGGUAUGGUCUUGAGCAAGAAUACACCUUGCUGCAAAAAGAUAUCAAUUGGCCUCUUGGAUGGCCUCUUGGUGGUUUUCCUGGACCACAGGGACCAUACUAUUGUGGAAUUGGAGCUGGAAAGGCUUUUGGACGCGAUAUCGUUGACUCUCAUUAUAAGGCAUGUCUCUAUGCUGGGAUUAACAUCAGUGGUAUCAAUGGAGAAGUGAUGCCCGGACAGUGGGAAUUUCAAGUUGGACCUUCAGUUGGCAUUUCAGCAGCUGAUGAAUUGUGGGCAGCUCGUUACAUUCUUGAGAGGAUUACUGAGAUUGCUGGAGUUGUGGUGUCAUUUGACCCUAAACCUAUUCCGGGUGAUUGGAAUGGUGCAGGUGCUCAUACAAACUACAGCACAAAGUCUAUGAGGAAUGAAGGAGGCUAUGAAGUCAUUAAGAAGGCAAUUGAGAAGCUUGGACUGAGGCACAAGGAGCAUAUUGCAGCAUAUGGUGAAGGCAACGAGCGUCGUCUCACUGGAAGACACGAAACAGCUGACAUCAACACAUUCAAAUGGGGAGUUGCAAACCGUGGUGCAUCUAUUCGUGUGGGAAGAGACACGGAGAAGGAAGGAAAGGGAUACUUCGAGGAUAGGAGGCCUGCUUCGAACAUGGAUCCAUACGUCGUGACUUCCAUGAUUGCUGAGACCACAAUCCUGUUCAAGCCCUGAGUAUGUAGUCGUCUUUUGAGGAUUCGACGAGUAUUAAUUCUCGGGUGGAAAAUUUGGAGAAAGAAUUGAAUUUCGGAACAACCCUUUCCUCACAAUGUCAUUAGGGUAUAGUUAGAUAUCUUGUAAUGUUCUGCUGUUUCCUGGUUUCCAUUUGUAUUAUAUUCAGCAAAGCUGAGUUCAUUGCCUGUGAUUUGGCAAUGGUGUAAAAUAACAGUGUUGAUCUUAUUAUUAAUAACAACAUGGAAGGGUUUAACUUA
This is a messenger RNA of Nicotiana tabacum (common tobacco), 1406 nucleotides long. NCBI's taxonomy places the organism in Eukaryota, Viridiplantae, Streptophyta, Magnoliopsida, Solanales, Solanaceae. The record is from RefSeq and is a predicted model, not a curated record.